Molecule: messenger RNA, 279 nt
Organism: Symbiodinium pilosum
Lineage: Eukaryota; Dinophyceae; Suessiales; Symbiodiniaceae
Source: the annotation of a GenBank genome assembly
GUAAAGGUGCUUCCGAAUCCCCCGGCGGGUGUUCGGCUGGCCACCGAGGCGGUGUGCGUCAUGUUUCAGCUGAAACCUGUCAAGAAGAACGACCCCAACACGCCGGGCAAGAAGAUCGAUGAUUACUGGGAGACAAGCCAGAAGGAAAUCUUGAAUGAUCCGAAGGCAUUGCUGGACCGCCUGUUCAACUUCGACAAGGACAACAUCCCGGAUCGUGUGAUCCAGGCCAUUACGCCCUACAUGGAACGGGAGGACUUUGAUCCGGUGGCCAUCAAGAAG